GACAAUCCCAGCAUCCUCACGGAUAUCCUGCCCGAGAUGGUCCUGGCCAUCGUGGGGCUGGUCUUCCUGGUCCUCCUGUUCACCGGGGAGUUCGAGCUGUGCCGCUACCUGGACUCCGCGCAGAGAGGCACGCCGCGCGCCCUGCCGGCCGCCGUGACGCUGCUGCUGCUGGUGGCUGUCCUCUCGGUGUGCCAGGGGGCGCUGUUCCUGCCCAACUCGCCCCUUUUCCUGUCUGUCGGGGGCGGCCUGCUCGUCGCCGUUGUGCUCUUCGCGGCCACGCGCGGCGGCAGCCCCGCGGUGCAG
This is a messenger RNA of Prorocentrum cordatum, 303 nucleotides long. Lineage: Eukaryota; Dinophyceae; Prorocentrales; Prorocentraceae. The record is from the annotation of a GenBank genome assembly.